Molecule: messenger RNA, 327 nt
Organism: Striga asiatica
Lineage: Eukaryota; Viridiplantae; Streptophyta; Magnoliopsida; Lamiales; Orobanchaceae
Source: the annotation of a GenBank genome assembly
AUGUUGGAUGGAGUACAACAGGAUUCGUAUUGUGACGCCUAUUUUUCCCUCGGUCUGGUGGAGGACUACAAAGAGUAUAUUGAAGGGAUUAUCGACGCAAGCCAGCGGUCGAGUGCCAAUUCAUUGAGAAACCUUUUUGCUACUUUGUUGUCUUUUGAUACUCUCGAAUUGGUGCUGAGCGAUGAUGAAGUAAGGAAUCUGGCAUUGACAGAGGUUGAAAAAAUUUUGCGCAGACGUGGUACGAGUUUAUGCGAAUACGAAACAAUGCCUUUUCCUAAUCUCGAUCGUAAUGAGGCAUCCACGAACAUACUGGUGAUGGACGAGUAG